CCUCUUCCUCCUCCUCCUCCUCCUCCUCCCGUGCGUAAUAAUUAGCUGGAGGCUUUUUGGAAACUUGCGAUGACCGUGAAGAAAUCUCACUCCAGUCCUGACACCUGUCGCUGAGACCACGGCCCGGGCCAGCGGCGCACACACCAGGAACAAAGUGCGCAGCUCCGUUUGGAUCUAUAACCCCUGCGUUCCGGACCCGGACAGGUCCCCGCGCAUCCGCACACCGCCUUCUGUGACCGACCGACGGGGAGACUUUGGUGUGACAUUGAGGAGUGUCAGGGGAAGAAAAAACAAAAAAAGAAAAGAAAGGGGAAGGAAGUGCACUCCAUGUGUCCAGAAAGUGACACUUUGAAAGAAUUUGAAUGCGUCUCGUAAAGUGAGCGCUCCGUUCUGCCUCCAUAAAAGCCUCCGUGUGGAGCCUCCCGGCCGGACACGCUCCCCCUGGCCGGACACGCUCCCCCUCGGCCGGACACGCUCCCCCUGGCCCGCCGAGCCUCCUGGAUGGUGGAAGGAGAAGGUUUCUGAACUUUCCUCGGAGAGUUGUAGUCGACCAGGUGGAGUGAGGACACGUGAAUGAAGAGGGAACACUCCAAACCCCCGGUACACAUAAACAGAGCACUUUCCCCCGCAGCGGGCGUGUGGCCGUGACGCGGCGGGCCAUCAUGAACACCAGGCCGGCUCCGAGGAGGCGCACCGGGGCCGUCCAUCUGCUGCUGGCGGCCGCGGUGCUCACCUGCAGCUCCCAACUACAGGUGGUGGACGCAAACUCGUGGUGGUCUCUAGGUCUGACCCCAAUCCAGCGACCAGAGAUGUAUAUUAUCGGAGCUCAGCCUCUCUGCAGUCAGCUGUCUGGUCUCUCGCAGGGUCAGAGGAAGCUGUGCCAGCUGUACCAGGAUCACAUGACCUACAUCGGAGAUGGUGCCAAGACGGGAAUCAAGGAGUGCCAGUACCAGUUCAGGCAGAGAAGGUGGAACUGCAGCACGGUGGACAACACAUCUGUGUUUGGACGGGUCAUGCAGAUCGGCUCCAGAGAGACGGCGUUCACCUACGCCAUCAGCGCCGCCGGCGUGGUCAACGCCAUCAGCCGGGCGUGCCGCGAGGGCGAGCUCUCCACCUGCGGCUGCAGCCGCGCCGCGCGACCCCGCGACCUGCCGCGCGACUGGCUGUGGGGCGGCUGCGGCGACAACGUCCACUACGGCUACAGGUUCGCCCGGGAGUUCGUGGACGCCAGGGAGAGGGAGAAGAAUUACCCGCGCGGGUCGCGUGAGCACGCCCGGACGCUGAUGAACCUGCACAAUAAUGAAGCAGGAAGACAGGCCGUCUCCAACCUUGCCAAUGUGGCCUGUAAGUGUCACGGCGUCUCGGGCUCCUGCAGUCUGAAAACCUGUUGGCUCCAGCUGGCUGACUUCAGACGUGUCGGAGAGUUCCUCAAAGAAAAAUACGACAGUGCCGCAGCCAUGCGGAUUGGACGCAAGGGAAAGCUGGAACUCGUAGACAAGCGCUUCAACAACCCGACCGCUGAGGACGUGGUCUACAUCGACACCAGCCCAGACUACUGCCUGCGCAACGAGACUACGGGUUCGCUGGGUACCCAGGGCCGCCUCUGCAACAAAACCUCAGAGGGCAUGGACGGCUGCGAGCUGAUGUGCUGCGGCCGAGGAUACGACCAGUUCAAGAUCUACAAGCACGAGCGCUGCCACUGCAAGUUCCACUGGUGCUGCUACGUCAAGUGCAAACGCUGCACGUCACUCGUCGACCAGUUUGUGUGUAAAUAGCAUGCUGGGAAGUCCUGGAAGCAGUGGAGAGGGAGGGUGAAGGUGAUCGUUCAGGGUUUUGCUCAGGAUGUGGCACUCACACGCUCAGUUUUCCUGUUAAUCCCCCACCAUUUCACAUGAAGCAAAACGAUACAUGAUGCCAGAUGAUCAGUGGACGACAGGAAGGGCAGAAGAAUCAUGUCUACUAUCCCGAUCACAAUCCUGAAAGAUGUGAAAGAAAGAAAUAAAGAUAACAAGUGUUGAACAAAGGAAAAACCUGGAUCCUCUAAAGGGGACCUUGUAUGACGGGUGUGAGGCAAAGAACUGAAAUAAAUAUAUAAUUAAAUGAUAAAUAAACAUACAUCUGAUUGUUAUUUAAAAUCAUUGCAGACCUUUGGAGUUUGGAGCAAUCUGAAUCUUUUUUGUCGCCAUAUGUGCCAAUUUGAAGUGAUUCUGGUUUGCACCGCCACAUGUGCUCUCACCCUGAAACCAGAGAGGAAGAGAAAGUGAAGGAGAGGAGGAAUCACAUUGGAGGAUGCUAAUCAAAACGAAUCCAGGAAGAGGGAGGAAAAUAAAAAUGAACUGAAAACGCAACAUAGGUGGAAGCUGGAUAUGCAAUAGCGGCAUCCAUCCGUAAAUCCGUCAGUUUUCAAACCACAACGACAUUCAGGAACACAAUUAUCUGGUCAUAAAAGGACACGAACGCGCCGUCCUCUGCCCGCGACCUGACAAGCGUGCCUGUUUGCGGGUUAAUGAGGCCUGCUGGUUGCACCAUCUCCACAAUGCGGCUGUUUUUAAAGAAGCAGCUGGUGCUGACAGUCCAGCUCCGUAACCUUCAGCUGACAGCCAGGCAAACAAAACCUCCAUUAGUGAGAUUAAUGUGCUGGAUCUGCCUUAAUGAAGCCGCAAGAAGACACACAUUCAGUGUGAGUGGGCCUCUUCAUCUCGGGUUGUUCUGCAGCUUCAGUCGGGAAAACCGCACCGUUGUGUAAACCUGGCAGUUCGACAUUUUCUAAUUGUUAUACCGUGAUUUUCUAAUUUGUGUUUGUAAUACAAAGUAGAAAUGCAGCAAGAGGACAAAGUGAGCAGACGAGGACUGAACAUGCUGUGGAAACACGAUGAAACAGAAAGGACUGCAAUUUAUUAAGUACUACUUUUAAGAAAUAGUAGAUCAAAAAAAGAAAGUAUAUUUUAUUACUGUUAUUGAUUCCCUGUUUUCUCUGUUUUAUACAUGUGUAUUAUUGUGUAUUCUUUUGAUAAACUAGUCUUUGAAACUA
Messenger RNA from Cololabis saira (Pacific saury), 3031 nucleotides. It is a transcript of the gene wnt5b, whose product is annotated as wingless-type MMTV integration site family, member 5b. Gene Ontology annotation, cellular component: extracellular region. NCBI's taxonomy places the organism in Eukaryota, Metazoa, Chordata, Actinopteri, Beloniformes, Belonidae. Bases 663 to 1775 code for a protein of 370 amino acids. Gene Ontology annotation, biological process: canonical Wnt signaling pathway; cell fate commitment; multicellular organism development. The record is from RefSeq and is a predicted model, not a curated record. The transcript is spliced from 8 exons. Gene Ontology annotation, molecular function: frizzled binding; cytokine activity.